AUGUGCGACGAUCCAUAUGGGUGCUGGUCGUGCCAUUCAUCCUCAUCCGUCACACUGGAUCCUCCUUAUCAUCAAUACUAUCUUCCCACGACAUCUCCUUUGAUGGAUGAAAUGCUCUCGGAUUCCCGACCCGCAUUUCCGUUCGGUUGUGAACCCUUUAGUUUCUGGUCUUCUCCGGCUGUGCUCUCUACCAUAUUGGUUCGUCUGCGUGAUUUCGUGCUGGACGAUGAGUUGUUACAGAUGCUUUUCGAUUUCGGAUUUAGCAAUGACUUUGUCGUUGUCAAAGUCACCGAGUCAAAACUUUACGAUUCCGUGGUCAGUGCAGGAGAUUCUGGCGUUGGCCCAAACGGCAAGGAAGCUUCUAACCUGUUGAGACCUGCAUCACAGACCACACCACCACCACGUGCUUUUUUACCUACUCUGGCGCAUGGGAUGCGCGACGUACUGAGCGAGCAAGUGAACGGCGUUGAAGACUUGCUACGAGACCAUGUGCCUCCAUUGUAUCCGGUUCUACGAGCCGGCAGCGCAUCCCCCGGCCCCACUUCAUCUCUGGGUGAUGAUGCAGUAAUCGGAAAUGGCGGCAAUUCUUGUAAGGCGGACGAUGAAGAUAUUACCAGGUCUAGACUAAAAAGCAACCUGAGGUUUCCUUCGACUACUGAUACUAUGACUGGAUUGCCUCGUGGUGUAUUUGAUCCUUAUUACGGCCUCGUCGCUCUUAUUUGUUCUAUUCUGUCCCAUACAGAGGCCUCUUCAAUUUGUGCCAACGGCCCAGGCGCUGCAGCUCUCUGGUCCUCUUCUUUGACCUCCACUUCCGGUGAUAACCCGCAUUCCGGUCAACAGCAUUCACUGCCCAACUUCCUUUCCCAUAUACCACCUCCCAUCGUCGGCUCGUCUGGUGCCCCACCAACAUCCGCCUACCCGAUCGGCUCUGCUUUCUCCCAAGCGACACCCAAUCAUCCUCUGCAUCACCAACCACCACAACCACAGCCAAAUCUAACCAUUCCAUAUCCGAAUUCUGCCAAUUCGAUGUACUCCUCGCUUGGACAGCUACGUUCGGGUUCUCUAUCCACCAACCGGACUGGUCUCCAUCAGACUGAUGCAGCGAAUUCAACUCAAGAUUCCGGUUCAACUUAUCCUCUGGGUGAAUUCACUCACCUUCAGCCAUCCGCAUCCACUGAUCCCAAUUUGGGUCUGAUGUCAUCUAACUCGUUUGACAACCACCCUGCAUCUGGACUACCGCAGUUGACACCUGGACCCCGACCCUUUCCGAGUGAAAUAUCUGCCUGUUCAAGGGACAACCUUUUGUCCCUCUCGGGUGAGUUUGUCCGUUUUUUUCGCUCCUCAGCCGCGCGGAUGGUUAAAUAUGAUAGUCUGAUUACCCCCUGUUCGUCUCCGUACAAUGCUUCAGGUCCAGGUUUGGAUGACGUGGACGAUCCGUCUCAAACCUCCUGCGGUCUCCUAGGUCCACAUUCCUCAACCCCGUUCUCUCAUUCUAACACCACUUCGAACACAGCCAGUGCUGGUGGUCGGAUGGCUCGCAGUGGUCGGGUGGCUGGACAAAAGAGACGCGCGUCCUCCAUCGUCACUUCCGGUUCGGCGGAAGGGAAUGGGACAGGAAACAAUUUGGACGCGAUUUCGGCCACAACCGCCUUGGCCUCCAUGCUGUGUAGCAACAACGCUCUCGGUUCGGAUUGUUCUUCAUUGUUUGGGGAGUACGACCUUGCCAGUCGAAGUUUUACACAUGGUCAGACUUCUAGCUUGUGUGGAACGGAUUCAGAAGAGACAAUUGAUCCAGAUGAAACCCCUGAGCAAAAGGCCGAACGUGAACGAAGCCGAAGACAGGCCAAUAACGCGCGAGAACGCAUCCGGGUUCGCGAUAUCAAUGAUGCAUUCAAGGAGCUUGGUCGCAUGUGCAUGAUGCAUUUGAACAGCGAACGGCAACAAACAAAGCUAACAAUUCUUCAACAAGCUGUUACGUUGAUUACCAGUCUGGAACAACAAGUUCGCGAACGCAAUCUGAAUCCGAAACAGGCUUGUUUGAAACGUCGUGAGGAGGAGAAAAGCGAAGGUCAUUUCGGAAGUACUAGUCAAUCUCGUACUGGUUGUCUGCUCACAGGAGGUGGUGCACCUGAAUCAGCAGUUCACUUGACGGCCGGUUCUGGCACCACAGCGGGGUUCUCCACGACACCUGCCGUCGCUGCAUCAACUUCCACGUCAAUAGGCCUGUUUGGAUCGGGGGCACCUGGCGGGAAUUUCUCGUCCACAGUGAACUAUGAUCCUCGCCUACCUGGUCUUCCGGGUUCUGCUUACGGUGAACCAAUGACAUCCGCCGAUUCUAGUGCUGCAGGUUCGCUCCUCAUGUCGCUCACGGGCUCUUCGAACGAGAUGUGCAACUCAGCCUAUGGUGUCAGUCGUUCGGCAGAACUGCUUCCUCUUUCGUUGCCGGAUGAUGCUUAUGGCCACCUCGGUCCUCAUCAUCUCUCACACGUCCUGUCCGACUUCACACCAACCACAUCUACGGGUAGCUGGCUUCAAACAGCUAAUAACCCUCUGUCUGCCUCCCCACAGCCCAUGCUGUCUCUGCAUUCGACCGAUCGAAGUGCCAGCAAUGUAUCGUACGGCGAGUCUACCGAACGUCAUCUGGCAGCUCGACGAGUACCCGGCGAUGACGACGAAGACUACGAAGGUGAAGAUGAAGAGGAGGAUGAUGAGGAAGAAGAGGAUCCCACGGAGGAAACUCUAGACUGUAGCGACAGUCGCUGUGGUAACAAGCGAGUCAGCUCUAAUAAACACGUGGGUGCUGGUGGUGCUAAAUGCCCUCCUGGUCGUACAAACGGAAUCAGUGACCACCCACAUAAGACUAGUACUGGUGGUGGCCUGAGCACCUAACGAUCUUUGUCGUUAACGAAAUGCUCCCUGUAUGCCGAAUCUCACGAAUAGGCAUAACAAGAUUUCUCCGUCCCCCCUCCCCUGUUUCUUGUGUAGGUGAACUUUUCCGUAUUCCGCUAGCAUUUAUACCAAGUAUGCAUUUGUCAAGGCGGAUUGUGUGAAAUUGCACGCAUUCGCACACACACACACACACACACACUACCAACAACAACAACAUCCGCUUCGAUUCCCCUUUUAACGGGUUUUGGUGGUGUGAUUGGCGGCUCCGCGUAAAUGUGCGUUUGUACUCCUAGUCCGAACUUCCCAUUAUUUUUCUCAUUUUAUCACCCGAUUGUGGUUGUUCUCGCCCCUCUGUCCGAACUCAAGAUCUCGUCACCCUAUUUGCGUUUCGCACUCAGUGGUACGACCUGUUUUUUUUACCGUGCGCAUGCAUUUACGGUGGUAUAUGUGGUGCGUAAUUUCCGUCUCGUUGGUUUUCAUUUCCUGCGCCCUCCCGAGUUUUCAUACUUUGAUUGGUUUUGACCUCCACGCACUUUUCUAACCGUACUUUUCCUUCCUACCAGAUUCAGCUGUAACACACGCUUCUCGAUGUUCGAAUAAGCUUUCAAUUCGGUUAAUGAAUGGGGAGGUGUCGUCUUGUUUUUCCCCUACAUCCGCGAAUGCUGAAUUGAAGGCCUACUUUGGACUCCCCCUCACCUCCUUGGCCGUUGCAUUCUCCCCCCUUCCACUCUCUCUCCCUCAUCAUGUUCCCCUCCCAUUCUUUUAAUGUGGAAAUUUCUAUGAGAUACCCUUAUCUAUCUAUCAAUCAAUCUAUCUAUCUGUACACACA
Messenger RNA from Opisthorchis viverrini, 3718 nucleotides. RefSeq lists its product as hypothetical. The record is from RefSeq and is a predicted model, not a curated record. Gene Ontology annotation, molecular function: protein dimerization activity; DNA-binding transcription factor activity, RNA polymerase II-specific; RNA polymerase II cis-regulatory region sequence-specific DNA binding. The transcript is spliced from 11 exons. Gene Ontology annotation, cellular component: transcription regulator complex. NCBI's taxonomy places the organism in Eukaryota, Metazoa, Platyhelminthes, Trematoda, Opisthorchiida, Opisthorchiidae. Gene Ontology annotation, biological process: regulation of transcription by RNA polymerase II. Bases 1 to 2889 code for a protein of 962 amino acids.